GCCUGACUGUAAUUCGAGAGAAUGAAAGUGAACAGCUAGCCCCCUGGCUGGUAGCUUCGGCAAUGUUACUAUCAGAAUGAUAUCACAGCGGGACAGAGGAGAUCUUGCUCGGUUUUACACUGUCACGGAUCCCACAAGGCAUAAGGAAGGCUACACGGUGUACAAAGUCACGGCAACAACAAUCUCCAGGAACAAUCCAGAAGAUGUCCAAGAGAUAACAGUAUGGAAGAGAUACAGUGAUUUCCGGAAGCUACAUCAGCAUCUCUGGCAGCUGCACAAGAAUGUAAGCAGCCAGUCUGAGUUGUUUCCUCCUUUUCCUAAGGCCAAAGUUUUUGGCCGAUUUGAUAAGUCAGUGAUUGAAGAAAGAAGACAGUGCUCUGAAGAUCUCCUUCAGUUCUCUGCAAACAUUCCUGCUCUCUAUAAUAGUCAACACAUCCAAGAUUUCUUCAAGGGAGGUGAGGUCCAUGACGGCUCGGAGCUCAUUGGACCAGCUGAGCCCUUUUCUGACUUCCUGACUGACAGUUUGUCUGAUUGUAGUUCAGAUGUUCAAAAAGACCUCAGUGGUGCGGAGGAUUUGACUGUUACAUCUGAAUAUGGAGGCCCGUCUAGUGACAGCGACCUGACCUCCCUGGUGGUGGACACAGACUCUUUGGCUGAGUUGGAUGAUGGCAUGGCCUCAGGUCGAACCUCCCCAAACCAGCCACAGGGGGGAGCCACCAACAUUAGCAGCUGCAGCCCUCACUUGUCUUCCCUGCUUGAACGCAGCACCCCAUCACCUGCCCCUGUCCCUGCUUCCUCAGCCCCUAACCUAGAGGUCAGCUGGUCGGGUCGAACGUCGCUGCUCUCCAGCGGUCUGAGGAGAGCCAGCGGUGGCAGCUCUAAGGACGUAAAGUUGGACUACUUGGACAAAGCCAGCGAGCUCAUCGGUUUUGCAGUACAGAAAGAAAACGAGCAGGACUACCAGGCAGCUUUUUCAUACUAUCGCAGUGGGGUCGACUUGCUGCUGCAAGGAGUACAAGGUGAACCAAGUGCAGCUAGGCGAGAGGCAGUGAAGAAAAAGACGGCUGAAUAUCUGAUGCGAGCCGAACAAAUAUCCAGUCGUCAUCUGAGAAGCAACAUGGGUCAAGGAUCAACACAAACUGUGGCCUUGGGGGCUCAGUGCUGCUCAUCUAUGAGCAGAGGAGGGCAGCAGAGUUCAUUUGAUGAGCUGAUGGCGUACAGAGUGAUAGGGGUCGUAGAUAAGGUUCUUCUGGUCAUGGACAAGAGAACUCACGAGACGUUCAUCCUCAAAGGUCUAAGGAAGAGCAGUGACUGUGGGCAGGUGAAGAAGAACAUCAUGCCUCACUCUGUGCCCCACAUGGUGCAGCUGAGAAAGUUCAUCAUCUCUGAAGACACUGUUUUUCUUCUGCUGCAGUAUGCUGAAGGUGGAAAGUUGUGGUCUCACAUUGGGAAGUACCUUCAUAAUUCCAGCCCAGAGGAGAGCUUUGACAUUCCUUUCAUCCAGAAGAGUCACACAACAGCUGUACAUUCUCCUCAACAUGCAAUGCCACAUUUGGAUGUAGGUUCUACCAGUUUUAAUUCAAAUCCUACUGCGUCUGUGUUAGACCUACAGAAAAAAGAAGAAGAAAACCUCUUUGUGUCUUCUUUUAAACGUGCCCUCCCUCCUGGGCUCGUUGAACAAAUUGGGGCUCAGUCGGACUCUGGCGCUACCUCUGAGGAGGAGUGCACCAACAGUUAUUUGACUCUUUGCAACGAGUACGAGCAAGAAAAAGUAGAGCCGGAUGCGCUAGAGGAGGAAGACGAGAAGAGCGAGCAGGAAAUGCUCUCGUUGGAGGUGCCUACUACAACAGCAACCAUGUCUUCACGGAGCCGCUCACUUCUUAGCAAUGACAGCCUUUCUUCACCACUGAGUUCUCAGGAGCUCGGAUUCUUCGCAGAGUUUGACAAAAGUGGGCACACUCAUGACCAUGAUAAUUAUGGUGGUAAAGAAGAGCAUGACCACAGUGAAGUCUUUAGUCCUUCGCCCCCUGUGGGUCCUCUCUCUUUAGAUCAGUCUAAAUGCACUCCCAUGGAAUUUUUUCGCAUUGACAGUAAAGACAGUGCAAGUGAGGUGGCCUGCUUCGACGUAGGGGAGCACCGACCUUCUCAUAAGCAAGCCCUCCCAUUUUCUUUAUCCAGUUUGGACUCUGAUGUCACAGAGGAUCUUCCUGAGCUGGCUCAGGAGGUGAAGGGCCCAGGCUUGGAGUUUUGGGGGUUGGACAGUAGUGAUAAAGGCUCCAACGAGUCGGUGCCGGUGAUCUCAUUUAAAGAGGCAGCAGCUGAGGAUGAGGGUCAUCCACCAGAUUUGUUGGUGAAUCUCCCUGUAAUUAGCGGGACUGUAGACCCUUUACAGGAAGAAAUAAAGCCUUCAGGAGUGUGCCUGGGCCUUGAGGUGACAGACUCUUCUCAGAAGUGUAUCCAGCCGGAUGUUUUACAGCUUCAUAACCAGCCUGAGGAUCUAGAGGAGCAGCCACUGGAACGAGAGCUUUUAUCUUUCUGUACAGCCUCUGCAACUUGUGACACUAGUGCUGCAACUGCUUCGUUCAAUUCACUGUGGGACGACAGCUUGGGGAUUGAACAGGAGGAGGCUUCUUCCAAAGUUUUUGAUCGCCCAGAAGGCCUAAACAGUGAUCUUCCCCCUGACACGGACAUUAUGAAUGCUGACUCGGGUAACAGCGAGAAACUAAAGCACUGCACAGGAAUCAACACAGACUCGAUUCCAAAUCUCAGCGACAACGCCACGCCCUCUGUAGAUGGGGCUCAGACGAGUGCAAUCGUUGAGUGCUCCUUAGGUCUCAAUGGUGAAUCAACAGGAGAUAUUAUUAGUACAGGUGGCAGCGAAUUUGAUAAAAAAGUGUCGCGGCUGUUUGCGGAGCUGGACGAGCUGUCGCUGGCUGCCUCCCAAGCUCGUAUCCCGGAGGAGUUUGUUCGAUGCUGGGCAGUAGAGAUGGUGACAGCCUUGGAUCGUCUCCACCAAGAGGGCAUCAUCUGCCGGGAUCUGAAUCCUAAUAACAUCCUGCUUGACCACCAAGGUCACAUUCAGCUCACGUUCUUCUGUAGCUGGUAUGAUGUGGAGGAGUCCUGCAGCAAAGACGCAAUUACCAAUAUGUACUGUGCACCAGAAGUGGGAGGUAUCAGUGAGGAGACGGCGUCGUGCGAUUGGUGGAGUUUGGGCGCCAUCCUGUUUGAGCUCCUGACCAGCACAUCCCUAGCUCGCUGCCAUCCAGCAGGAAUCGACCGCCACACGGCUCUCAGCAUCCCAGAGUCUGUUUCAGAGGAGGCCAGGUCUCUGCUGGAGCAGCUACUCCAGUACAACCCAAUGGAGAGGCUGGGGGCGGGCGCCGGAGGGGUCGACGAUAUAAAAUCCCACCCCUUCUUCACAAAAGUGGAAUGGCCCAAAUAGAUGGAGCGAUCAUGGAACCGGGAAAAAACCAGAGUUCCAUGCUGGAUAAACUGGACAGGCUCCCCUGCAGCUGGACGUUCAAAUGCAUGCACAGUAACAUCAGGUUAUGCAUUUUCCUCGUAGCGCUUUAGAAUUUCAGACCAAGUUUAACGAGGAGCAGUGCUCGUGUUUGUGCAGGGAACACUU
Messenger RNA from Nematolebias whitei (Rio pearlfish), 3628 nucleotides. RefSeq names its product ribosomal protein S6 kinase polypeptide 1 (gene rps6kc1). The coding region runs from base 77 to 3442 and encodes 1121 amino acids. Gene Ontology annotation, cellular component: early endosome. NCBI's taxonomy places the organism in Eukaryota, Metazoa, Chordata, Actinopteri, Cyprinodontiformes, Rivulidae. The transcript has 16 exons. Gene Ontology annotation, biological process: protein phosphorylation. The record is from RefSeq and is a predicted model, not a curated record. Gene Ontology annotation, molecular function: phosphatidylinositol binding; protein kinase activity; ATP binding.